Messenger RNA from Cinara cedri, 5526 nucleotides. NCBI's taxonomy places the organism in Eukaryota, Metazoa, Arthropoda, Insecta, Hemiptera, Aphididae. The record is from the annotation of a GenBank genome assembly.
GAUCGGGGUAAACGUGCUUGUAUGUACACUGGAGUCUAAUAGUCUACACAGCACCUAGCUAUAGCUUAGUUGUUUAGUAAUCGUGUGCGAUUUAAAGGAAUUAACUGAGUUAAAUACUGCUUAGUACCUACCAACUACUAAAAAUAUACAUACACGGUAUUUAUUUAAUAAUAAUAACGUAAUGUUAGUUAAGGUUACAUUUUUUAAAUAUUAUUGAUCAUGGGUUUUUUGUUUUAAUACCCUAUAAUUAUUAAAACAAACGAUAAAUAUAAUUUAUAAACAACACACGAAGUGGGUGUCAAAUUUAUAAAUAUAUACUUAAUUUUAGUACACACGUACUUAUUUAUUAGUUUUAUUAGAAAUAAAAAAGUAAGCACACAAUAAUAUAUAGUUAGUAGAGAUAGGAAAGGUAGGUAAAUAUUGAUUUAUUUUAUACGUUAUAUUAAUCAUGAAAAAUGCAUUAAAUCUUGAAAAUUAACAAUUAUAAACAAAUAAAAUAUAACGGAAUUAUGUAGGUAUUAUAUUAUAGAUAGGAGUUAAAUUUACUUACGUGUUCCAAUAAAUUGGGAUCCACGCUAAUUUUCAAGGUCAAUAUGCAUAUUUUAUCUGUAUAAAUAAAUAUAUUAUAAUUUUGGAAUUACACAAGCGUGGUGUAUUCUUAUAAAUAUACCUAAUGCCUAGUUAUUUUAUCUAAAUUUAAAAAUAUAUAUAUAUUUAAUUGAUAAUAAUAAUUUACAAAGAUUUAAUGCAUUAGGCGGUUAUUAAUAACAUAAAUAUUGAAAUAGGGUAAGACCCUAAUACGUGGAGAAUAAAAUUGAACUUUAUCAUUGAUAGGAGACUAUCAGCAAUGCAAAUGAAAUGUUCACAUUUUUCGCACAAUAUGUUGCGUCAUUAAACAUCAGCUUCCAUCAACAAAAUAUGUCUUUACCUACUCAUAGAUGGUAAAUAAUAUCAUCAAAUACAAUUUAUAAAUUAUUGUUAUACUAUUAAAUAAAUACCUAUCUAAUACCUACAGAAAUAUACCAACUAUUGAACCGAUUUUUAUAUAUAUCGGAAAAAACGAUUUGAUAAAAUAUCUAUCAUCCCAACAAUUUCUUAGUUAAAUUUGAUUUCGAUUUUUUUCAUUUAGCAAUUAAUGAUUAUUAUGGAAGCAUUGAAGGAUUUUAUUUAUACAUAUUAUGAUUUUUAAAUAGGAAUCCAUAUUUUUAACCCAGGUUGGAAUAUAUUUUUGUUUAAAACAAUAUAAGUGUUCAAUGCAGAAUAAUAAAAUUUAGAAAGAUAAACAUUUAUAACUAUUUUUAGUUAUCCAUACACAUUCCCUACUAAGCUAAUCUGAACUUAUAAUUAAUAAACAAUAUUAAUCGAAGUUUAUGAACAUUACAUUUUUCAGAAAAAUUAUUUUUAUUCACAUUAACAAAAAUUUAAAUGCGAGUUGUCAUUAUUUAAAGAGCCCGCAUAUUGCUCAAAAACAAGUUUUACAGGAAAAACUCUUAUGCCUUGUAAAAUGGUCCGAUUUCAUAACAUGUCCACGGUCCAUUGUAUUAGUAAUAUCUUGUAAAUGAUGGCAAGCAAUUAAAUUGUAUUUUAAGCAAUAUUAAUUCAUACGAUUUCUUUGAACUAGAUUAAUUUUAAAAUAUCGACCAUGGAUACAGUAACGGUUCAUUAUUGGACAAAUGAACCUCGGGGAUGCUCAUCAAUGCAACCACUUUCACUUAUACUCACAAUCACUCUAAUACUUUCAUCGUGUACAACAUUAAUGUUAUGUAUGUCGGUCUGGACUGAUCAUUGGGAAAUUAUAGAAUGGGAUUUUCAAGAGGUAAGUUUUCUAAUAUUUAAAAUGUUAGUAUAUACUUAUAGCACGUACUUAUAUCAUUUCCAAUAAAUUUAAAUGUUUAGGCAUUAUCGGUUCUAAGAACACAAAAUAAAUCAUCUAAAUGGUUAAAUAACAUAAAAACAGAAUGGCUAGUAAAUGGAACUGCAUUAAAAAUUACAAUUGCUGCAGCGAAAUCAGCGCCAAUCAAUAAUGGAGAUGCUUUAUUAGUUUUGUCUACAACUAAUCAAUACCAUCCAAUGAAUUUUUAUGACAUACAUGCACUACUAUACCAAACAAGAGACACUACAGUAAUAUUAGCUCCAAUGUACGGAGGAAUCUGGACUUUAUGCAUUUCCUUAACAGGUAUUUAACAGAUGGUUAUAAUAAUAUAGUAGUAUAUAAUAAUGUGAAACAAAGAGCUGGACAAAAUAGUGUUCAAUCCAAUGGAUAAUUAAAAUUCUUAUUAUUUUUAUUCAUCAAAAUUUUUUUUAUAGUAUGUGUAUAAUACAAGUAAUAUGAAUUAUAAUUUUAAAAUUAGAACAAUGAAAUUAACAAAAAAUUAAAAUAAAAAAAUGUCGAAGACUAAUACUCAAUUAUAUAAAUAAUUUAAAAUUUCAAAAUGUAAUUUUGUAAAACCCGAGUUUAGACAAAUCUUUAAAAUCAUUAAGAGAUAUUAAAUUUUGUUUAAGUUAAAAAUUAUUUUUAACAUUUAAAUUAUCGCCUUAAAGAUUUUUCCACUAAUUUUUUAAAAUAGAUGAAGAUCAUUCUACAGACCUUACAGUGGAUUAUUUGAAGGGUGUUUUUUACAAAAAUAAACUAAGAUAAUUAAAUAAUUGUUAGAAUUUUUCUAGGGUUAGGAUCCUUUGGGUAAAAUAACCUAGGUGUCCAUGUAUAAUAUAUACAUAUUUGUGUGUAUGUGAAUUGUAUUUUUUUAGAUGAUCAAUUAAUGCAACUGUAUAGAGAAACUUAUCAAAAAUUAACUGUGCUACCAAAAUGUAUAAAUUAUUUAGCUGAAGAAUCCCAAGAAGAAGAAUAUUUUAAACCAGACUGGCAUUAUAGUAGGUUAAAACAUAAAUACUAUAACUAUGUUAUAAAUAUAUAUUUUACUUUUAAAGUUCCCUACAUAAUAAUGUUAUACAUAAAAUGCAUAGAAUAGUGAAGUAAAAUGUAGUCACAAAAUUAUUGAAUGUACAGUAUUUCAAAUAAGUAUAUAAUAUAUUAUAUUAUAUAAGUGUUUUACUGAAUCAAUAUUAUAACAAUAAUAAUAAUAUUUGUUAACACCCGCAAGGGGUAGAGUACAGUGAUAUUAAAAUGCUUAAAAAAUAAUUGUAUAUGAUAACUGAUAAGAUACAAUUACAUAAAUACAAGAAAUUUUAAUUUAAAAGAAGAAUCAAAAUUUAAGUCAAAAUUGACAGGUUUAUUCUUAGGCAAGCAGUAUAACUGACUGUUUAUAAUGUAAUUUUGGAUACUGGGGGAAUAUAAUAACAUAAAAUAUUUCUAGAGUUAAAAGCAGGGACCCUAAGACAAAUUUGAGAUAAGAACUCCAGACAAUCAAUCAUACAGUUUAUUAACUUGUACACUAACACGAUGUCAUACUUUCAACGAAUAGCUGCUAAUAGUACAAGGCCAAUACGGUUAGCAAUACCUGAAGAAGGCAUAUUUAAAAAGCCCAUUUUAUAACCAAACAUAUGUAUAAAAUGUCUCUAAGAGCUUAUCAAGAUUUUCAAUUUGACUAAACGAAGACAGAUUCUUAAUUACAGACCCAAAUUCUAAGAUAGACCCCACUAAUGCAUGGUACAGUAAAAUAUUUUCCAACUAUCAAAUUGGCACAAUUAUGAUUUAAACAAGUUUUACCUAUUUGUGUAAAAUUAGUAUUUUUUUUUAACACAAAUGUAAAUUAAAACGAAUAAAAUAAUUAUUUACUAAGAAUACUUGUUACCUAUCAGUUUCUAAUUUUAGAUAAAUAGUUGAUUAAAUUGAAAUAUUUUAUUAAGAAAUUGAACUAUAUAUUUUUAAACUAUUAAAUGUUUAAGGAAUGCAAAAUGUGUCAAUAUCAUGUGGAUUAGUAUGUAUAAUAAUCACUUUAACGGCAUCAUUAAUUGGACUAUUUUCUAUUUUUGGUCACCAAGUUAGUGCUAUGUUAAUCACUGCCGUAAUGUAUUUAUUAGCAGGUAAUUAUAAUUACAGCCAUUAAAUAAUUAUAUACUUAAAUAAUAUGAAUUACCUAAUAAGAUACAAUUGGUGUAUUACUAUUAAUCCCUAGUAAUAAUAAGUUUAGUUUAUUGUCAUAAAUAAAUAUAAUUACAUGCAGAUAAAGAAAUUUAAAUAAAUACAAAUUAUGACGCUGCCCCAAAAGCAAUAGCUUGUGGUGGGUGCAAUAAGUUCAAAAACAACAUUAUAUUAAAAAAAUAAAUAAUAUAUUAUUGUUACAUAAAAAAAAAAAUCGAAUUAUCAUCUAUAAAGAUUAUAUAUAAAAUUUAAAAAAAAAAGGAGAAAUUAAAUUUUUAAUGUUAUUCUAGUGUUAUAUGGUUUAGAUUAAUUUUAUUUAAAUAUUUUUUAUAAUGAGACUUACUUUUAUACAAAGUUAAAUUAAUAAUAAGCAUAAUAUAUAAAUAACCAUUUUCCUACAAAAUUCCUUAUGGAUUACUGGCAUAUUACAAUUUACUGAUUGUUUUAGGCGUGUUUGAUAAGAAUGUGAUGGGGAUUCAGCAGCGGAUCCAAACAUUUUUUUAAAGAGGGGGCACAUUAUUUAUAUUUUCAGUAAAUUAAUUAUAAAUUAUAUAUCAAAUUAAUACAUAAAAUAUAUAAAUAAAAACCGUAGUCCAUUGACAUGGGGGUCACGUGCCCCUGCUGUUGGAUAUGUUAAAUAUUACAGAAGCAGUGAACGUAUUUAACUUAUCUAUAAUAAUAGCAUAACCAAUGAUACAUCUGAAUGAAUAAAAAGUAAUUUAAUAAUAGAAUAUUUCUAAAUCUAAUGAAGACUUUUAUUUUUACAGAUUAUUUAAAUUUGUCUAAUCUAAAAUUUAGUUUUUGUUAACAAAUAUCAUUUUAAAAUAUAAAAUUGAUCAAAGUUGAGAAUAAUAUUUUGUAUGAUAAAUGCAAUAAGAAAAACCAUAUAUUUAAUAUUAUUACAUGGCAAUUCUAAUUGUUUAGAAUUAAUUUAGUUUUCAUUAUUGUUGUUAAAGGAAAAUUGCGGAUGAUUGUUUAAAACAUUAUGGCCUAUUUUUUUUUAGCUACUUUUGGUUUGUUUACAUUGGGAAUAAUGCAUAAUAAACAUAAUUCAAGGAAAACGUAUAGUCAAUAUAAUUGUAACCGAACACUAGCACUCAUAGAUGGAAUGAUCAAUGUGGGAGGAAAUAUGUGUCAAACAAUGCAUUUUUGGGAACAACUACUAACUGCUAAACUAUAUUCACUAGGUUGGAGUGUGAAUAUGGGAUGGACAGCAGUUAUGUUAAGUAUUUUAACUAGCUUUUUAUGGAUAGUUUUAUCUAAAGUUAUGAGACAGUUACCAUUAAAUACUACUUCAAAUCACUAAAAUUACCACUUUAACUGUUUGUAUUCAAUUUUAAAUAAAAUAUUUAUGUAUAAUUUAUAAAUUAAAAAAUAACCAUCUCAAAAAGUUUAUUUUUAUACACUUUUAAAGCACUAUUACAUAAUACUUAGUAAUAUUAGUUUUUUUUUUUAAAUAAAGUCAAAAUAAUAUGCUAAAUACA